ACCAUCUGAAUACCAACCAGAACAUCAUACGGACGAGUCCUGCUGUCAACAAACAAACACGGACGUGACAGCUGCGAUCGAAACGAAAACUGACGUUUUGUGUGCACGCUUAAACUCAUUCAUAUAUUUGAGUCGUUAGAUGAAAUAAUAAAAAACGCCUAUUGAAAGCGCGCAGGUCCAGUCAGAACGAGUAUAGUAGCCUACGUGGUACCCAAGUUCAGACCGUUGUGGAGACUGCUGGGCGUUAUCGUACCUUCUGUCAUGGUUACCCCGUAAGAGGAUCGUAUUUAAGCCCAACAUCGAUAUUUAAUUGCAUUUGAAACAAUGGGCUCCAGACUCAGCCGUCAUAACAGUCUCGACAACGAUAAUUUUUCACGCCGCCGACGGAAGCAUCUCGACAGCACGGGAGAGAGCGAGCGGAGCGGCAGCCGCGGCAGCGCGGACUUCUUGUUUACAUCGCUGAUGCUCAAGCCGGAUAAGCUGCCGGGGAUGCUGAGAAGGGCAAACCACAGUCCCUAUGUCAGACGAGUCGCCUGGAUCCGAGAGCUCCAGAAGCUCUUGCGGGAGAGGAAAAUAGAAGAGGCGGCGGAUGUACUCAGACUGUUGCGAAAGGAUCUUGGUUUAGAGGGAACGUCCCUAAAUGAUAUCCUCUACAAGAACUCAGCCUUCCUAAAUCUUGUUGACCCCAUAUCUCAUGAGCUGCUGCUCAGCCUGGCCAGAGACAUGCAGUGCCCAAAAAAGGGCACAGAUAUGCUGAAAUCAACGGAUAAAAUCUGCAGACAGCUUAUCUACCACCUGACCCCUCACUCCAAGUGGUUCAGGAAAAGAAUGACCAGGAGAAAAGCCCAGGCCUGUCUUAAAACAUCACUUCAAAAGAAGCUCUGCAGUGACUCGGUGGACCUCUCCGGGAUCCCCCUGUCAACUCGUGACCUACAACAUGUGGUGUAUUACCUCCAGACCAGUGGGGGCGCUGUCAUAUCCGUAGAUCUUAGUUUCACCGAGCUCCGGGAUGAGGGCCUACGUCUACUUCUGCCCUUCCUGGGUACACUGCCCAAACUCACAACACUGGCUCUCAAUGGGAACCGUCUGACCCUUGGCAUCCUAAAAGAUCUGACAGAAUCCAUCAAAGAUUCCAAGAUGUUCACUUGUCUUGCUUGGAUUGACCUGGGCAACAAUGUGGACAUUUUUACCAUGCCACAGCCCCUUCUUGUAGCCCUAAGACGGCGUUGUAGUCUGAAGAGCAGCCUGCCUACAAUCUACGAGUACACGGAAGGUCAACCCUACUGCUACCGCAUGGAGAGCUCCAUUGAAGAACCCAGCCACUAUGAGGAAGAGGAUGAGGAGGACCUGGAACCAUGGAGUAUUGGAGAACAGAAAAGUUCAGCACCAAUGGGACCACCCGAACACAACGAACGGUGAAACACGCUGCUUUCAAACUCUCCGAAAGCUUAACUUACUGUGUUGGCGGGCGAUGUUCCCUGACACAAGGUGGGGUUCAUUGGAAGGGGCCUUUUCUCAUGAAGAACCAGUGAUGGACAGGUAAUGAAAAACUUCGGAUUUCACUUGCUGGGCUGAUGCAUACCAAUGGUGUAUUUGAAGCUCAGAUGACCCAGCGUUUAAUGGAGUAUAGGUUUGCGAUUUUGUAAGGUCCGGUUUGGUUGUAUUUGUCAGUGUUGCAUUGCUGAGGCUGUCUUUGCGGGGACAGACCGGACCUAUCACCAUUCUGUAUGUGCUCCACUAAUCUCGCAACAAAAGCCAUGAAACCAGCACAACAGACUAUCCAGCCGUAAAACUGCUAUGUCGAGACUUUUGCUACCCAAGCCCCCCGCCCCCCUUUUCAAAACGUCCACCCACACAUCACUUGUCGUGUAGAUGUGAAUUAUGAUGAUACAAAGGGGUAACACUGUCGAAUUGCCAGGCGCUGGUUUUGCUGUAUACUAAUGAUGAACGAAGAUGUCGUCUUAUUGAUGUUGUCUUAGAAGACAACAGGUAGAUCGCAACAAGACGGUUACGGAAAGAUAAUGCUCAUAACACGCUUGUUGUCAUUACUUUAGGUCUUUGUGUGCCUCUUAAAAAUACCUCUUAAUAGCGUUUCGCUUUUACAUUUUUUUUAUGAAUGCGAGUUUUAGAGGACAUUUAUUUUAACACAGUACAUUUUCAAAGUAACUUUCAUUGCAUUAGAAGAUUUACAUUUUUAUGGGUGUGUUUACUAGUUUGCGCUGCUAACGCAAUUUUAAUAUUACAUAACAAGUAUUCUAAUAUCUCAUAGCUCAUCAUCUCAUUAAGCCAUGUCCAUUACAUGUAACACUAAAUGUUCUUAACACCAGUUCGUAUCUACCCUUAACGUUAUAAAAUAUUUAAAAUCAUUUUGAGAUCAUUUUGAAACUGUGCUUUGUUGUAAUUUAGUUUUUAAUUUGACACAACACGUUGAAAUGUCUCAGAGUGAAUAAACAUUGUUUUAUGACCUUUGAUAACCUGAGCACUUUGAUAAUACCUGAGUCAGUAUUUUGACUGGGUGUGUGACUCAAAAGGUCAUUGUAGCAGUACCAUCCUGUGUAACAUUAACAUUUUGUCCAUCAUUUUAAAACGCAAGCCGAACAAAAAAGGUACGACACGUCCAUGCUAAAAAUUGAAGCUCAGAUAAUUGAACAGUUACAUGUCAAUGUUAUUUGUGAUAUAAAUACAUAUAGUCAUUUUUAAAUAUGUCAACUAUAUUUGUUUAAUGUUGUAAUCUCAAUGUUGUCUCAAUGUUGUUGUUGACUUUAAUAUAGGCUGUAUUAUAUGUAAUGUGAAAUCCCAAAUAUUGUCACAGGACACAGUCAACAAACGUCAACUGAAUUAGAUGUGAAACUCGUAUUAUGAUCUUUCCAGAAUAUGGAACUAAUUUGGACUGUUUAUCGCUUCACUGGAGUGUCCUAUUGUAAAAAUAGAAAUAUUUGCAUAACUAUUUGCAUUUGUUGUUGUCACCCUGUGUGUAGAUCAUAAUUAUCAGCCAUGUGAUCUGCCUAUACAGGAUGUUUAACCUGCCUAAUAAUUUUCUCUUUACUCAUAUAAACCAAACCAUGAUAGGCUUUCAAUACUCAUAAAGCGUCAAAUCAAUAUUCUCAGAUACAGGUUCCUAAAUGAAGGGCAUCUUAUUUGUCUUGUCGUCUGUGUGUAGAUGUGUAUGACUUUUCCCUGUAUUUGUGCUUCUAAUAUGAUGUAUUCAAAAGUACUUCAUAAGACUGUUCAACAGCACUGUAAUAAAUUUUAAUAUUAAAAUCCA
Triplophysa dalaica is the source of this 3265-nucleotide messenger RNA. It is a transcript of the gene lrrc75ba, whose product is annotated as leucine rich repeat containing 75Ba. The record is from RefSeq and is a predicted model, not a curated record. Bases 325 to 1419 code for a protein of 364 amino acids. NCBI's taxonomy places the organism in Eukaryota, Metazoa, Chordata, Actinopteri, Cypriniformes, Nemacheilidae. The transcript has 6 exons.